AUGCCUACUCUACAGGUAGGGCCGGACUCCGACCCGGAGCUGCAAGAAGUUGCAGAUGUCAUGGGCAAGUCAAGGAAGGUGGUGGUGGUGACGGGGGCGGGUAUCUCGACCAACUGUGGUAUUCCGGACUUUCGCUCUGAGAACGGCUUGUACUCUCUAAUCCAGGCCCAGUACGACGCGGCGAUCAAGAACCCUCCUUGGAAACAGUCCAAUAUCUUUGAUAUCGACGACAGGCCCAAGAAGAAGCGCAAGCAGUGGUACUACGAGGUUGUUGCCCCUGACGGGAAAGUUGUGGACGUGAUUGACGAGGACCUUGCCCCACAAGACUCGCAACCCCCCACAGACCCAGAGCCGCAAUCUCAACGACCCUCGACUCCAAAGCAUUCCUCUCGCUCUCCCUCUUCCAACGACACGAUUUCUGCUUCUCGAGGUUCCACCCAGUCUGCCAAAUCGUCUUCGGAGAGUUCGCUAUCAAGCUGCUCUUCGCGGACGCCAGAACUCCCAGACUCUUUAGGCGAUUUCGCACAGAGUAAACAAAACGCCGCAAUUGCCUCGAGCAGCCCUUCACGACCUCCUCGACUCGCAACAUUCGAUCUUGGCGCCGACCCUCCCACAACCUCCAAAUCCUCCCCUCCGCCUCCAUCACGAGGAAAAUCCUCCCAAUCUCGACAUUCGCUAUCGCAGAACAACCGCAGUUUGCCGAAUCUGAAGGGCCGCGAUCUUUUCGAUUGUAUGGUCUGGCAGGACGCGUUCACAACCUCCAUCUUCUACAUGUUCGUAUCGAGUCUGCGACAAAAGGUCCAGAACGUGCCCGAAACCUCCAUCUCUCACAAAUUCCUUCGUACUCUUCGCGAUGGGGGCCGCCUGGUCCGCAACUAUUCGCAGAACAUCGACAUGUUGGAAGAGCGUGAGGGGUUAUCUACUGACCUCCGUAGUGGUCCCGGAUCUCGAGCCAGGUUCAGACCACUAUCGGGGGUCAGUAGAGCUGGAUCAGGGGGAUGUGAGUCAGUUAGCCUUCAUGGUUCCCUGCGCAGCCUCCGAUGCGCAGUAUGCAACACCCAUUCCGACUGGGAUACAGAAGGAAGACUUGCUGCGACACUUGCGGGGAGCGCCCCCGACUGUCCCGCCUGCACCUCCUACAGUGCGAAGAGGACUGGAACCGGUCGUCGAGGAACCGCUGUUGGAAGACUCCGCCCAGAUAUCGUCCUCUACGGAGAAGAACACCCCCACUCCAACCUCAUCGGGCCCCUCGUGACUCACGACAUGUCGUUGCAACCGGACGUCUUGCUGAUCAUGGGGACGAGCUUACGUGUGCACGGUUUGAAGGUCAUGGUCAAGGAGUUUGCCAAGGUGGUUCACGCGCGGGGUGGGAAGGUGGUGUUUGUAAACCGUACGAAGCUUUCAGAGAGUACCUGGGGCGAUGUGAUCGAUUAUUGGGUCGAGUGGGACUGUGACGCGUGGGUAACAGAUCUCAAGGGUAGAAGGGAGGAUAUAUGGUCGCCCCAAGGCGCCCCAGCAGAGAGGAGAAGAUCAUUGGCGGACACGAAGGUACCGAGGAAACGACCACAAUGCAAGAGGGAUGACAAGUCGAAUGGGACCUUUUUCACGUUCAAGAUACUGGAUCAGUUGGGGGAUUUGAUGGACGACAAAGGGCGACCAGCAGAGCGGCUCAAGUACUGGGGUGUGCCACAGAGAGCAACAGCAAAAGGGUCACGGAACAAGCCCGCGGCGGAGAAAAGAGCAGCAAAUGCACCGGUGAAGCAACCUACGAAGAGAAUUCCGACGAAGAGAAGUCCGACGAAGAAGAACCCUACCAAGUCCGACAAACUAGAGACCGAUAUGAGUCCUAUUAUUGUGACGAAAGACGCCGUCGCUACAGUCGCUACGGUCGCCACGGUGGCAGCAGCGAGGAAACGACUAUUCAAAGUGGCCCCGUCACUCAAACCAGUAGUUCCUCUCGAACCCCGAGAACCCCUGGAAGCCUUUUCGGGCAACAACCCCAAGCCGAGUUCUCUCAAACCAUUCCUCUUCAACUCUACCGCCAACCACUUCCCAAAAAUCAACCACGAGUGGCCGCUCUCCAAGAUCGAUCUCGUCUCUCACCCGCCAUCCGGAUCUACCAUCCCUAUCCAUACGCCGACGGUGCUAGAGAAGGAGUUCGAGACGCGAACGAUGGUGCACAGCCACCACAGGACUCGAGCGCCGAGGCGAGAUAGCACUGCGGAUACGAUGGUCUCGUCGAGUCGACUGAGCACGGCGGACACGAUUGUGGUGGAAGAUGAUGGGGAGGGAGCAGCCGAGGAUAUGGAGAGCCCUACUUUUGUGGAUGAGGAGGAGCCGGUCAGUUCGCCGGAGUUGGAUCGCACCAAGAGACUUUGUAGCAUUGGCACCAUUGUCUCGAGCCCGGAGGAGGGCCUAGUGUGGCAUGACGCGCAAGAGGACCUGGAUCUGUAA
This is a messenger RNA of Drepanopeziza brunnea f. sp. 'multigermtubi' MB_m1, 2454 nucleotides long. The record is from RefSeq and is a predicted model, not a curated record. NCBI's taxonomy places the organism in Eukaryota, Fungi, Ascomycota, Leotiomycetes, Helotiales, Drepanopezizaceae.